Messenger RNA from Polyodon spathula (Mississippi paddlefish), 4763 nucleotides. RefSeq names its product AMP deaminase 2-like. Gene Ontology annotation, cellular component: cytosol. The record is from RefSeq and is a predicted model, not a curated record. The transcript is spliced from 18 exons. Lineage: Eukaryota; Metazoa; Chordata; Actinopteri; Acipenseriformes; Polyodontidae. Gene Ontology annotation, biological process: AMP metabolic process; IMP salvage. Gene Ontology annotation, molecular function: AMP deaminase activity. Bases 180 to 3044 code for a protein of 954 amino acids.
UAGAAAGUUUCCGAUAGAAGAGGAGGCGCUGUCUCGCUGUAGCAGUUUCACUUGCUUCUCUUUGCAGCCCCUGCUUUGUUUUCUUCUUUCUUAAACUUUUUGUUCUUCUUCUCGUUGCUGUUUGGCUUUCUUUUGCUCGUGUCUUUUGUUCUUUGCUUGCUUUGCGAACAGUAACAAAAAUGACAGCUGCUGUUGUGGCCCGAGUCCUGGCUGCUCCCGGGAGGCUGUUCCCGUGGUUGCCAGGGAAACCAAACAGGCUGGGGCCUGGUGCGGUAAGGGGAAGCCUAGGGUGGCCCUGCAGCCCUCCCCCGCUUUGCUUAAUCGUUAACCUGGGGAAGGAAGGGAGGAGCUUCCCCCUCGUCGCAAGCAGUUGCAGGGGCUUCUCCUCCACCACCAGCAGGGGCCAUGUCAGUGUGCUGAGCUCUUCCUGCAGUCAGACUCCUUUCGGAAGCCGUGUUACGAGCAGAGCUGCUGUCUCCCUUUACUCCGUUGCCCGCUGUGCUUUCUGCAGUUCUGAGUCAUCGUCGUCAGGCAGCAGCAGCAGCAGCAGAGAAAGCCAUAGAAAAAUGUCAUCUAGCCCGAUUCCUGUCAAGCAGAAAGCCAAGGCUCCGUUCAGGAAGAGGGCCAGCCUGCAGAACACAGCCUCCCCUGAGCAGCGAGGCACUCCCUGUUUAUACCCUCUCACCUCCCAGAGAUCACUCCCUGGGUCCUGCCUGUCCCUCAGGCACAUCGACCUGCGCACCUCCAUGGACGGGAAGUACAAGGAGAUCGCAGAGGAGCUGUUCUCGCGCACGAUGGCGGACAGCGAGAUGCGCAGCGCCCCUUACGAGUUUCCGGAGGACAGUCCCAUCGAGAAGCUGGAGGAGCGCAGGCAACGUCUGGAGAGACAGAUCAGCCAGGAUGUGAAAUUAGAGCCAGAGAUUCUGCUCAGAGCCAAGCAAGACUUCAUGAAAAUCGACAGCGCCACUGACCUAGAGUACUUCAAUGAGCAAAGUGACACUUGCUUGGAUCACUUCCCUAAGGAGAGGGACCUCCCUCUGGAGCGCGAGUUCCAGCGCGUCACUAUAUCCGGGGAGGAGAUGUGUGGGGUCCCGUUCACAGACCUGCUGGACGCUGCAAAGUGCAUCGUCAAGGCCCUGUUUAUCCGGGAGAAGUACAUGGCUCGCUCCAUGCAGAAUUUCUGCAGGACCACGGCACGCUUCCUGCGGCAGCUGGGCGAGAAGCCGCUGGGCCUGAGCGUGUACGACGAGGUCCCCGAGACGCCCGUCGCUGCAGAUGCUCCUGUGCACCCCCCUGUGUCGACGACACACCCCUACGAAAACUGGGACCCCAACACCAUGCCCCCCGACAUGGGCUUUGGCUGCAAGAUGGUGGACGGGGUCAUGCACGUCUACAGCAAGUCCAGCCAGAUGGAUAAGAGCUCCGAGCUGGACCUGCCCUACACUGAUCUUCAGGAGUACAUCGCUGACAUGAACGUGCUGAUGGCUUUAAUCAUCAACGGACCUGUGAAGUCGUUCUGUUACCGCCGGCUGCAGUACCUGAGCUCCAAGUUCCAGAUGCACAUCCUGCUGAACGAGAUGAAGGAGCUGGCCGCGCAGAAGAAGGUGCCACACCGAGACUUCUACAACAUUCGCAAGGUGGACACUCACAUCCACGCCUCGUCCUGCAUGAACCAGAAGCACCUCCUGCGCUUCAUCAAGAGGGCCAUGAAGAAGUACCCCGAGGACAUCGUGCACGUGGAGCAGGGCAAGGGCCAGACCCUGUCCGAGGUGUUUGAGAGCAUGAACCUGACCGCCUUCGACCUGAGCGUGGACACCCUGGACAUGCACGCGGAUCGCAACACUUUCCACCGCUUCGAUAAAUUCAACGCCAAGUACAACCCGAUCGGAGAGUCAAUUCUCAGGGAGAUCUUCAUCAAGACAGACAACUACAUCGAGGGCAAGUACUUCGGACACAUCAUCAAGGAGGUGAUGGAGGACCUGGAGGAAAGCAAAUACCAGAAUGUGGAGCUGCGCCUGUCCAUCUACGGCCGCUCUCGGGAUGAGUGGGACAGUCUGGCCAAGUGGGCGGUCAAGCACAAGGUGCACUCGGACAACGUGCGCUGGCUUGUGCAGGUGCCCCGCCUCUUUGAUGUCUACCGCACCAAGAAACAGCUGGCCAACUUCCAGGAGAUGCUGGAGAACAUCUUCCUGCCUCUGUUUGAGGCAACGAUCAACCCCCAGAGCCACCCGGAGCUGCACCUCUUCCUGCAGCACGUGGACGGGUUUGACAGCGUGGACGACGAGUCCAAACCAGAACACCACAUCUUCAACUUGGACAGCCCCCUGCCGGUCAACUGGACAGUGGAGGACAACCCCCCCUACUCCUACUACCUGUACUACAUGUAUGCCAACAUGACGGUCCUCAACCACCUGCGCAGGAGGCGGGGUUUCCACAUGUUUGUGCUCCGCCCUCACUGCGGGGAGGCGGGGCCUAUCCACCAUCUCAUCUCCGGGUUCAUGCUGUCGGAGAACAUCUCCCACGGAUUGCUGCUGCGCAAGGCUCCAGUGCUGCAGUACCUCUACUACCUGGCUCAGAUCGGGAUCGCCAUGUCGCCGCUUAGCAACAACAGCCUCUUCCUGAGUUACCAUAGAAACCCCCUCCCAGAAUACCUCUCCCGAGGUCUCAUGGUGUCGCUCUCCACCGACGACCCGCUCCAGUUCCACUUCACCAAGGAGCCUCUGAUGGAGGAGUACAGCAUCGCCGCUCAGGUGUGGAAGCUGAGCUCCUGUGACAUGUGUGAGCUGGCUAGAAACAGCGUGCUAAUGAGCGGCUUCUCACACAAGGUGAAGAGUUACUGGCUGGGCCCCAACUACUACAAGGAGGGUCCUGAAGGGAACGACAUCCGACGCACCAACGUGCCGGAUAUCCGUCUGGGGUAUCGCAACGAGACCAUGUGCGAGGAGCUGAACCUGAUCACACAGGCCGUGCGGACAGAGGAGCUGGAGAGCAUCGAGGAGGAGGAGGACUCCCUGUCCAUGGCACCGCUGCCCGGGGCACGAUAAGCACAGGAAACUCCCCUGCCUCCCGGGCAGCACAGCACGACCAUGGCCCUGUCACAGUCCAGGGUCCUUUUCAGUUUAGCUUGUAUAUCAAAGUAAAAACGUGUUGACUCUACUCGCAGAGCCAAGUCGGGCCUGUCGCUUCCUUUUUCUAGUCUACCCCGCUCCUCGCUCAAACAGCCGGCUGCGUUUUUGCAAAGUUCUUGUGCAGCUGUGUAAUUACGAGACAGCAUUGAGUUGCAGGACGCAGUCGGGCACUGUGUGACUAGGGCACGCUUCAUUCCCUUUCGGUUUAGGGUGGGUCUGAAGAGUGAGCCUUUGUUUACAAUUUACAACAACCGUACCUGUACUACACAUGUAGCAAAAAAGCAUCAAGAGGAAGACAAGGUCAAGCCUCAGGACUUGCACCCCCCUCAGCCCUGGGUCCCUGCCGUCUGUACCCAGGAUUCUGAACAGAUAGGGCUGCUGUACAGUCCACUCACACUGCCAAGAGUGAAGGCUCAUGGUGAACUGGCUUCAGAUGCCACUGCCAGGUAGAAACCUGCAGUGUGAGAUACGCAGCUGGUACAGUUUGGGAGCUUGAAAGAAGCCCCGUCCUGUACAUUGCUGCCCCAGCUUUUAAAUCUAUAAAAAGAGCAGUAUUUUAUUUUUGGUUUUUGGAGGUACUAAUAGGUGUGUUUUAAAAUAGGGGAUACAGUUGCUAGAAACAGAAUCUGUUCAGUUUUAUGCAGGCUGUCAUUUAUUUUACAUUUCUCAGCAGUAAAGUUGCAGUGGGCUUUUUAAAGUCCCAUUAUUGUGUGCUUGAAAGGCAGUAUUUUAAGUGAGCAAGUGUGUUACCCUUUCAUAUACACUACGACACAGCGGCUAGAACCGACUUCACUGUGUCAUUGUAUUAACUAUAGACACAAGAGUAUACAAAACCAGCCCUUGAAGAAACUGUGAGACUCUGCCACACUAUAUACAUAUAUAUAAUUUAAAAAAAAUAAAAUUCUAUAAUUCUAAAGCUGUUAAUUGCAAAAACCACAUGGCUUGUUUUUACCUUGCUGAGUCUGAUUCUGUUUCGCUUCGUUAUUUCAGACAGACGUGAUAAAUGUCGUUAAUUGCUCACCGCUGAUCCUAAUUGCAUUUCGUUCUUGCGGUCGCCGAGUUUGCCUUGUGCUUUUGUUAUUUUCCCUCGUUUUAACAGCGUUCUCCUGACAGAUUGUCUUUUCAGCAUGAAAUACCCGGUCCGGAGUGCACACUGAUAGCAAGCCCAGCAUUUUAAAAUCUCCUUGAUUUGUAGCAAAGAAAAAAUAUAUAUAUAUAUUAAACCCAGUCAUUAAAGUUUUAUUAGGAUGCAGAGAUAGCUUAACAAUGACUAAUUAACAUUUAAAGGGAGGUAGAGAUUUGGUAAAUAUUCCCUUGUGCUGAAGCCCCGCUUAGUGUCCUGAAACAGGCACUGUGGGUGUUAUUGUAUUUAUAUACGAUAAAGAAGCCCCUGGCAUGACAGCCAGCAGAGUUUAUUUAAAGGGGACGCUGGGUAUAUGGAGUGUACACUAUAGAAGUGUAUUUUUUAAAAGGAGUGCUGAUUAUUAUGUAGAAGGAUUGUGAGGAAUCUCUCCUGUUUUUGAUCGUUUCUGAUGUAAUGUUUUUUCUGCUGCCUGCCUUCUUGUAUACAGGUCUCCUCCGCAUGGAGUUUUGCAUUAUCUCUGUAGCAUUAAAAAAUGUGUUCAAAGAAAAAAA